Molecule: messenger RNA, 1476 nt
Organism: Phalaenopsis equestris
Lineage: Eukaryota; Viridiplantae; Streptophyta; Magnoliopsida; Asparagales; Orchidaceae
Product: beta-glucuronosyltransferase GlcAT14B-like
Exons: 4
Coding region: 10-1302 (430 amino acids)
Cellular component (GO): membrane
Molecular function (GO): glucuronosyltransferase activity
Source: RefSeq, a predicted model, not a curated record
CAGUCAGCGAUGAACCCCAACAAUUUCGAAACAGAGAGCCCAGGAGAAAUUCUAUUCAUGAAAGGAAGAAUCUGUCUCCCUCUUACCCCAGUGGAGAAAAGAUGGAGUCUCCCUCUCUUCCUGACCUCCCUCCUCCUUACUUUCCUCCUCCUCACAUCUUUCAACAUGGGCCUCCUCACCUCUCUCUCUACCCUCUUCUCCUUCCAACUCCAUCAAUCCUAUCACUCCGCCAUUGCAGUCGACACAACUCCUCUGGAAGAUAUCCCACGCCUUGCCUAUCUUAUCUCUGGAUCGAAAGGCGAUAUAAACAGACUUUGGCGAACCCUCCUCGCUCUCUACCACCCUCGGAACGUCUAUGUUCUCCAUCUUGACCUCGAGUCGCCAAAGCAUGAUAGGGAGGAGCUCAUCACCCGGACAGCGAACCAUUCCCUCUUUGCUAAGGUGGGAAAUGUUCAUGUGAUCAAGAAGGCGAAUAUGGUGUCCUACAGAGGUCCAACAAUGGUGGCAACUACACUUCACGCCUGUGCCGUUCUGCUGAAGAAAAGCAAGGACUGGGACUGGUUCAUCAAUCUCAGUGCUUCAGAUUAUCCUCUAGUAACGCAGGACGAUCUGCUCUUCACUUUGUCGAAGUUGCCAAGAAACCUGAAUUUUAUCGAUCAUACAAGUAAUUUGAGAUGGAAGGAGGAACACAGGGCAAGGCCAUUGAUAGUAGAUCCCGGGCUUUACAGAACAACCAAGUCUGAUGUGUUUUGGGCGAUGCGAAGAAGAGAACUGCCAAAUGCUUUUAAGCUGUUCACAGGAUCUGCAUGGAUGACACUAUCACGAGACUUCGUGGAAUUCUGCAUCUGGGGUUGGGACAACCUGCCCAGAACACUCUUAAUGUACUACACCAACUUUAUCUCAUCACCAGAAGGCUACUUCCAUACAGUUAUCUGCAAUGCGCCAGAGUUCAAUACAACAGUCGUCAACCACGACCUGCACUACAUUUCCUGGGACUCUCCUCCCAAGCAGCACCCUCAUAGCCUCAGCCUCAACGACGCUGCGAGAAUGAUUGGCAGCAACGCUCCCUUUGCCAGAAAGUUCAGGAAAGACGAUCCUGUGCUGGACAAGAUUGAUCUCGAGCAACUCAGAAGGCGCAAGGAUUGGGUGACUCCUGGAGGUUGGUGCUCCGGCAGCCCACCGUGCUCGGAUGUCGGGGAAGACUGGAGGCUUGAGCCAGGGCCUGGUUCUGAAAGGCUGGCAAAACUCAUGGAUAGGAUAGUUCGGUCUGAAUAUGAAUUUAAGAUGAAGCAGUGUAGAUAGAGAUAGUGAGAAAAUGGACCUUAUUGUUUUGACAUAACGUUGCAGUAGAGGUUAGUAGAUGCUGAGUAUUAUGAUAGCAUAAAAAGAAGCUGGUGCAGCAUGGAUGGUUCAGUUGUGAAGAGAGGUGGAAUGAGCAAUUGAGAACAUUUUGGAGAUUGAUUUUUAUUAUUUUGA